UGUACCUUCACCAGCAUUACACCAUAAUUACAGGAAAUCUAAAAUUCAACCGUCCAACUCAAUGAUAAAAUAACGACAACACUGCUACUUUUUCGUAACAAAAAUGGAUGCUUCUUUUUAUUUAUCAAAAUUACAAUUUACAACAAGGUUGCAAGUACGAACUGAGCAUCAGAAUAUAUAUAGGGACCUCUUCAUGAACCACAAGAAAGAAGACCAACGUGUGAAUUCCCAAUCUUUCCCAUUCUACAAUUCAUAAUUCCUAAAACAAACUUUCUUCAAUUUACUUCAAUGGGGAAAAAUCCAUAUGCAUCAUUAUCCCAACCAAACAUAAUUUCUCCAUCAUCGAGCUUCAAACCAAAAUUAAGCGAUCAAGCUUCUAUGGAACUGGUUUGUGAAAAUGGCCAGAUCUUUGCAAAGAGCCGAAGACCUAACAACAACAGUUAUUUUCAGAAUCAACGUACGCAAUCUAUCUUGGAUUUGUAUGAGACCGAGUACGAUGAGGGUUUCAAGAAAAACAUCAAGAAUCUUGGAGGUUCGCAAGUUGUUCCUGUGAGUGAGUCUCAACGGCCACAACAAGAUGAAGAUAAGAAGAGGAAGAUUAAUCCCUCCAAGACAGAAUCUGAGAGAGAUGUUUGGAAAAGGAACAAACGUUUUGAAUCAUCAAAAUUAAUGAAUGAUUCUUUGAAAAGUUUGAAGAAUGUUGAAGUUACCACAGCCCCUCCUGAUGAGCAAUCUAUAGCUGUUGGAAGAUCCGCGGAAUUGUAUUUUGCGUCUUCAUCGAUGCUUUCUGGAGGAACUUCGAGAGAUCUAAGUUGUUGUUCUUUAAAAAAGAGAAAGUAUGGUGACAUGGAAGAAGAAGAAUCAACUUAUCUAAGUAAUUCGGAUGAUGGAUCAGAUGAUGGGAAGACACGAGUUACUACGACAACAAGAAAGACUGUGGCUAAGAAAAAACGAAGCACAGAAGUCCAUAAGUUAUCUGAAAGAAAGCGAAGAAACGAGAUCAGCAAGAAAAUGUGUGAGUUGCAGGAUCUACUACCUAACUGCUACAAGGAUGACAAGGUAUCAUUGCUGGAUGAGGCUAUCAAAUACAUGAGGACCCUUCAACUUCAAGUUCAGCGAAGUGGAGAUCGAAGGAAGGAGGAGCAUCGUAUACGUCGGCUAUGGUUGAAUAAAUCAAUAAUCAAAGUUUAUUUUUAUUUUGCAAAGGAAUAUGACAUGGCAAUUUGAAAACAUAUGGUUGGCUGAUUUUCUUUGCUGAUGUGGACAGCCUCUCCUUUCAAGUUAUUCUCCUUUUAGUAUAGUAUAGAUGAUUUACGUGUCAACUGUUAAAAUAAAAAAUCGUCGCGUUUACAUUUACCUCUAUUUUUCUUUAAUAACAAAUUGUGAAGUGCUUUUCUUAUCAAAAUUUGCGUUUAGCUUUCACCUGUAAGAUGUAAAAAUUAAAUCACGAGAAGCUAGUUUCAUCUUUAAAAUUUAAUUAUGGUGAACACUAAUGCAUCAAAAGCUUAGUUAUAUAUUUUACUGAACUUAUUUACAUAUAGGAUUCUUAACAUGUUCUAAUAAUCGUUAUAGAUGAUGAGUAUGGGAAAUGGAAUAAUACCAUCUACGAGUACGAUGUUGGCAAUGGGUCAUUACUCUCCCAUGGGUCUAGGAAUGCAUAUGGGCGCAGCAGCAACAACAACAUCAGUACCACAAUUUUUGCCUAUGAACCUUCAAGGAACCGGUUUUCCCCGGAUCAACGAGGCCUCAUCACAAAUGCUAAGCAACUUUCUUAAUCACCCCACGGGACUAAUCCCAAACUGUCCCAUCUUUUCUCCACUGGAAAGUUGCUCUCACCAAUUCGUCGUGCCUUCAUGUUUUCCUGGGACUCACUCUACUUCCUUCACUCCAUUUUCAAAGUCUGCGCCAACAUCAAACUUAGAAGAUGCAAUGCAAUUCAAAGGAAGCAAUGGUUAUUAAUUAAUUAUCGGUCGACGCUCGCUAAACAUAAACCAUUUGUAGAUAAGUUGAUUAUGUCUUCUCAAGCUAACUUUUUUUUUUGUGCACAACUCAAGCUAACUUAUCGUUCCAAAUAUAGUCUACUUUGUGUUGUUGUCUCUGUGGAUUUAUGGGCUUUGGGUCUUGGAGUAAUUGAAUUUGAAUCCGACUAUUCUCAAUGUUUCAGUCGCAAAUAUUAUAAGUUAUAACGCGAAUCAUAGAGUGUAACACUUGCAGCACAAAGCAUUUUCAUUGUAAUGUAAAUGAACCACAUUAAGUGAAAUAUAGAAUAGAAUUCAGGCUCAUCAACGACUGCUAUUUAAUGUACCACGUGUCCGGGUAUCAGGUGCCAAGGAGGAAAGUCAAAGCGACUGGUCAAAUGAUCCUACGGUCUAUCAAAAAUAUCUACAUCAUACUAAUAAAAAUGUAAAUAUCAGUGUAGUAAUUUAUAUCUAAAUUAGAAAGUGACCAAUCUGUUAGUUUAUAAGAAUACGUAAACAUCUUAUGGGCCCGGUCUGGUACUCUACUCAUACACGUUGUUGGUUCACGAUUCGAUGAAAAUAAUUCACUGAAAACGCAUAAGCUUAAAAUAAGAGAAUAUAGUAUAGAAUUGAUCAUAACUUUGCAGAGGAGCGACGAAGAAAAGUGUAAGCCACAUACGACUAUCCCUGCCGGCACCACUCACUCUCUUAACAUUUAUUAUGUAAUAAAUCCUACUAUAUAAAAGGAACUAAUUUUGUGGCUUCUAAGAGUGUCCACUUCACCUAAAAUAUUCAGGACCGAUCAAUAUGACAUGUCAUUUAACAUAUUUUUCAGCCCAAAAGUAAACUAUUGCAACAUAUAUCCGAGCCCAAUUAAUUUUGUGGAUUGGUCUUCCAGAAACUCAUAUGGCCAGAAAGUAAACUCAAGCCCUGAGGAAGUAUGAAAAAUUAAGGUUAACGAAAAAUAAUUAUAAAAGUCUCUGCACAUAUUAAAAUUUAAGCAUACAGCAUGUGUUUUGGUUGCUCAGUAUUAUAUGCUUCAUUUUACUUUAGACUUGAUGUUUGUUUCGAUCGACAUACACUGGACAUUACUCAUCCAAUAAGAUUUUCUCUAACUACUUAUAACAUAUUGCAGCCCAAACUAUUUUUUCACAUCUCGCAUCACAACCUGGGAUAUAAUAAUUGACAGCUUCAUGCUCAAUACUUGCGAUCCACAUGCACGUAAUGUGGAUUGAAGAACAUGUUUCAUUUAUAAUAGGCUGAACAAAUGUGAUGUGACUCAAAUUCCUCUUUUAUUUUAAUUCCAAACUCUAAAAAAGGUUAUUUACUUUCAUAAUCCUAAUCAGACUUUUUAAUACUUAGCUUAAACCACCUAUGCCAAUCAAAUGAACGGAGGCAACAGAAUAUAAAAAUACAAACAACAGGGCCGACUAAAAAUACAACUAAAUCUAAUAAUGAAACUUAUACUAGAGUCUAACAGAAUAUAGUAAAAAAAUGUCUUCAACCAAAUAUUAUUAUA
Messenger RNA from Brassica rapa (field mustard), 3477 nucleotides. RefSeq names its product transcription factor PIL1. NCBI's taxonomy places the organism in Eukaryota, Viridiplantae, Streptophyta, Magnoliopsida, Brassicales, Brassicaceae. The record is from RefSeq and is a predicted model, not a curated record. Gene Ontology annotation, molecular function: protein dimerization activity; DNA-binding transcription factor activity. Gene Ontology annotation, biological process: regulation of DNA-templated transcription.